AUGGUGAACAUUACGGAGAAGAUCAAAGAGAUCGAGGAGGAGAUGCGAAGGACGCAGAAGAAUAAGGCGACUGAAUAUCAUCUUGGACUUCUGAAAGGAAAACUUGCCCGCUACAGAGCACAGCUCCUCGAACCUGGUCCAGGAUCUGGUGGUGGACCAGGAGCAGGAUUCGACGUAUCUAAAAGUGGCGAUGCUCGUAUUGCCCUCGUCGGCUUUCCCUCCGUCGGAAAAUCAACUUUCUUAUCCAAAAUCACGAAGACGAAAUCCGAGGUUGCAGCAUACUCUUUCACUACUUUGACUGCUAUUCCCGGUGUACUUGAGUAUGGCGGUGCCGAGAUUCAAAUCCUAGAUUUGCCUGGUAUCAUCGAAGGUGCUGCUGAAGGAAAGGGAAGAGGAAGACAGGUCAUUAGUGCUGCGAAAACCAGUGAUUUGAUUCUCAUGAUUCUUGAUGCUACUAAGAAAGCUGAACAAAGGGCACUUUUGGAAGCAGAGUUGGAGGCCGUGGGAAUUAGGUUGAAUAGAGAACCACCGAACAUCUACCUCAAGCCCAAAACAGCAGGAGGUAUGAAAAUCACUUUCCAGAAUCCACCCAAGAACAUCGAUCAGAAAAUGGUGUACAAUAUUCUCCGCGACUACAAGAUCCUUAAUUGCGAGGUCCUGGUGCGAGACGAGAAUGUCACUGUUGACGAUUUCAUCGACGUGAUCAUGAAAGACCACAGAAAGUACAUCAAGUGCCUGUAUGUCUACAAUAAAAUUGACAGCGUGUCUCUCGAUUUUCUUGACAAGCUGGCCAGGGAACCGAAUACGGUGGUCAUGAGCUGCGAGCUUGAUUUGGGUAUCCAGGACGUGGUGGAGAGGUGUUGGCAGGAGUUGAGACUUAUUCGGAUUUACACGAAGAGGAAGGGCGUUGAUCCUGAUUUCGGAGAAGCGCUGAUUGUGAGGAAUAAGAGCACGAUUGAGGAUGUGUGUGAUCAGAUUCAUAGGACGCUGAAGGAUACGUUUAAGUAUGCUUUGGUAUGGGGAGCUAGUGCUAGACAUGUUCCCCAGAGAGUUGGAUUGGGUCAUGUUGUAGCGGACGAAGAUGUAGUUAGUAUAGUGAGCAAUUGGAGAGCAUAG
Messenger RNA from Mollisia scopiformis, 1116 nucleotides. RefSeq names its product GTP-binding protein-like protein. Gene Ontology annotation, biological process: cytoplasmic translation. Gene Ontology annotation, molecular function: GTPase activity; GTP binding. Bases 1 to 1116 code for a protein of 371 amino acids. The record is from RefSeq and is a predicted model, not a curated record. The transcript has 6 exons. NCBI's taxonomy places the organism in Eukaryota, Fungi, Ascomycota, Leotiomycetes, Helotiales, Mollisiaceae. Gene Ontology annotation, cellular component: cytoplasm.